Molecule: messenger RNA, 3417 nt
Organism: Colletotrichum gloeosporioides
Lineage: Eukaryota; Fungi; Ascomycota; Sordariomycetes; Glomerellales; Glomerellaceae
Exons: 7
Coding region: 1-3417 (1138 amino acids)
Source: RefSeq, a predicted model, not a curated record
AUGUCAUCUCAAGCCUUCAUCACUUCUGACGCAGAGUUGAUGUGGAACGUCCUUCCCGCUGUUGCACUCCCUUCGCAAUCCAAGUUUCUCACGGCCCGGGAUAGGAAUGGAAAGCCCAUGCUCGUUGGUAUUGGAUCCGACUCAGUGCUUCGAGUCGGCCAAGAAAAUCCCCAUGACGGACUUCGUCAGCUUGUUGACCUUGGCACGAAGCUGGGCAUUCCGUCGGACGCCGUUGUCGACGGGUUUGAUCUUUUCCAGUCCAGCGACGACAUCAUAUACCUGAGCGUGGCAUAUCACACUCAAACCGAAGCGAAUCUUCUAGCAGCAAGACCGUUCAAUCCGAGAGACAUAGAUUUGACUGAUGAACAGGCGAGCUUGCAAUCUUAUCGAAGCUUGCGGCUGGACAAUACCAUCGCCAAAGAUGUCCUAUUGGGCAACUUUUCCAGACCUGGAGAAUUCCCUCCAAUCAUUCUCAGUUAUACAGAUGACACAUCACUCCGACAUGCCAACGUCAAGCACUUCGAAGUUGUCAAUGACCAGGUCACCAACAUGGGAGAUCUGAGUUUACCGGUGAACGCUUCUGCUAUUGUGGGCAUGAAAGUAGGGAAGAUCAAACGCCACACUGGUCUGUUUAUUCUGUAUGAGCAAAACGAUGCUCGCAAGUUGAUGUUUUCAUCCUGGACGACGCAAUUCGAUAGCCCCAUAUUGUGUCCACUAGGUGCGAGCUGCUUGGCAACAAUCCACAAUAGCAACGGAGAUACAGACCUCGUUGUCGGCGGUGACGGGAUAUGGCAUUUCAGUUCCCAAGACAUGUUGUCGAGAGACGCCGUUGGAGACUGGUUGUGGAAAGGAGAGGAGUUCAAGGGUAUCAAAAACUUGCAUGUUGCACUGACAGGCAAACAGGCGAGCAUCUGGGCAACGACAGAGGACGGAGGCGUCUCGUACGUGGAACUCGACAUUUCUGCAUUGGAUGGGAAAAAGCAUCCGGCCAAAGCUACCGGAGUCCCGCUACUACUUAGUGGUCAAGGUGGCAGCAUCGCAGGCUUUGUCGGCAAAACGGGAAUCAACGCCGUGUUUGUUUCUGACCAACUCAGUCAAAUGUCGUACUUUGAGCAGGCAAUCGAUACCAAAAUAUGGAAGCGAACGCCUUUCUGGUUCCCCAGCCUCGAGAAAACGCUACAGAUCCACUGCUAUAUGACCAGGCUCGUGGUACACGGUAUUUCAGGCGCUGUGCUCCCCAAGUGCUGGAUCGGACUCAAGAGUACCGGCAUGGUCAGCGUUGCUGUCAACGGACUGCCUGUGACGCUUGGCAACACCCCGACUGCCCUCCAGACUGACGAAGAGGGUAGCAUCAACAUCAUCAAUCCAACUAACGACAUGUCUUCCUACAGCUUUGAGGUUGUCGAUGUUUGGGAUGCUGAGCACAAAGUUCAGCUCUACCUCGAGCAGCCCUCGAAGAUCGAUCCCAUGUCCAAAUUGGAACGCAUCUUGAGUGGUCUCACGGUCGAACAACUAUCGACAGCCACGACUGCCGACGGAGACUCCGUUUUUGAGAAUAAGAACAAAAGCGAUCUGGAAAACGCUGUUACGGCGCUCAAGCAGCUGGACCGAGCCAAAGUUGAAAUCGAGAAACCCGGAGAAACCGCAUCCUACCAGCCGGCAACAACGCUUACAGAGACAGCCAUUCUUGCGAACCCCAAUAUCUCGCCUGAUUCAAUUGCGGUUGGCACGCACGUCGGCGCUCUUGGAAAGAUUAAGGUCGUAUUAUGGGAUGUGUGGCACUAUGUUGUCUCCGCGUGGCACAAAGUCAAGUCAUGGGCGAUUGAGACGUACAUACAAUCAGAUAAUAUUAAGACAUUUGUCAUUACGAUUGGUCAAGAGGCGUACAGAUUCGUGCUUGAGACGGCGACGCAGAUAGCCAAGGCUGCAAGCUUCAUCUACACGAAGUACUUGAAGGCCCCCUUUGAGCGGUUUGUCGAGUGGGUUUCAAACUUCUUUUCUUGGAAAGAUAUCUUGGAGGUGAAGGAUAACAUUCAAGACUUCAUGAAUGCCGCCCUCGAUUAUGGCUCCUCAAACCUCGAGUGGGCCACCGACAAAGUCGCGGCUAAGUUUGAUGGCUGGAACGAUGCUAUAAAAAGCCGCGUUGUGUCCAGUAAAGUACCCGACAGAGUACUCAACAGGGUUGCGGGACCAAAAGAGCAGGAUAACGUUGAUCCGACAUACAAGGACAGAAUGAGGCAGUCUGAUGUCAAACAGAACUGGACGAAAUAUCAACUCACGCACGGAGGCGCGCUUCGUGGUGCCACAAUAGAAAAGGCAGCUGGCGAUACCGUUUCCCAGGAGUACCAAGCAACCUGGAACAGUGUCGUAAAACCGAUGCUGGAUUCGCUUUCGGCCACCGUCGGCCAAGUCAUGCGCGAUAUCUCGCUCCUGUUCAAGGUCAACAGCAAGAUUUCCGCGGCUGAAAUCCUCAAGAAGCUAGGCGCGGAUGUGUUGAUGGGAAUUCUCAACACGGUCAAAUCGCUUGUGGUCGGGGUGCUUCAGCGGCUGGCCAGUGUGGUCGAUGAUUUCAAGCAGCUGAUCCACAAAAAGAUUAAGAUCCCAAUAUUCGGUGAUCUUUGGGUUCUUGCUAACAAAGUAUUGAAUCGCAAUGUCGAGGCCCCGACGUUCACUGUCAUCGAUUUCGUCUCCUUCGUCCUAGCCAUUCCUCUCACGCUGACUUGCAAGCUGUUCACGGGCGGACGGAAACCGCCCGCACCGCCCAAACUCAAUAUCAAGACCUUGAACGCAAUUUUUGACGAGUCGGCACCAGAGACGGACAAGGCUUCCUACAACGGCUUCGCCGCCAUGCUGGAAACGGGUGCGUCCUCAACGCUGGCCCUCAUCGGCAUUGCUAGCACCGCGGGACUCGGAGGCGCCUUGGCGUCCUUGUUCGACUUUCAACUUUUGUUUGGACUCAUUCGAGUUGCUGCUUGCCUGCCGACGAAGAAAGAUCUCCCUUUAUGGGAAGUUCGGUGCGCGGUUUCCGCCAUCGACGCUAUCAACGUGUUCGUUCUUGCUAUUUCUCGCAAAGUUGACAAGGACGGCCAGGGAGAAAAGAUAUUAGCGACCAUAGAAGGAGCCACGGCGUUGGUCAACAUCGUUUUGAACAUUGCGAUUGACACCGCCGAGCUUACCGAGGAUUGGGCAGGCAAGAACGAGGAGCGGACAGGAUACCAAAUACUCAUUGCAAUUCUCGGCGGGGUUUCUACAAUUGGGAAAACCGUGGCCACUGUCAGUCCUGAUCCUGAUUCCAAACUGGGGGGUCUCGUAACCAAGCAAGUGGCUGGUAAGGCAGCCGGUUUCUUUAACGUGGUGAACACAUACAGCAACAUUUCCAAGGGCAAGUACACGGCCAUUUUGAAUUCAGGUAGCUGA